Messenger RNA from Saxophila tyrrhenica, 1224 nucleotides. RefSeq lists its product as uncharacterized. NCBI's taxonomy places the organism in Eukaryota, Fungi, Ascomycota, Dothideomycetes, Mycosphaerellales, Extremaceae. The transcript has a single exon. The record is from RefSeq and is a predicted model, not a curated record. Bases 1 to 1224 code for a protein of 407 amino acids.
AUGCCGCGACGAGCACUGCCAUGGGAUACUGAAGAGACGGAGAAGAAGCCGAAGCAGAAGAAGGCCUCACCGCCGCCCAGGCGCAAAGAACCCACCGCCAACUCAGGCGACGACCUUGUCGACUCCGACCUUAACCCCAUCCAUCCACCCUCCCCCGAGCCGAAGAAACCCAAAGAGCGCCCCGACCGUUCACCCUCUACGUCUCCCGCCCCCGCUCCGCCUGCCGUCGUCUACAUGCGCGAAGGCUACGCCGCCGACGACGCCUGGCGCAUGGUCGAGGACGAGUUCUACACCACCGCGCAGACCUUUACGCAACACAUCCACCGCGCCGAGUACGUCCGGCUUAGAAAGCUGGCGUGUUCGCGAGGCGCGCAUGUGUUGAAGGGAGUCACGCACGGGACGGAUGGGAGGACGAAGAAGAGCGAUGAGGUCAGAUUGAAGGGGGAGGUGGAGGAGCGGGCGCAGAAGAGGAGGGAGGUGGUGGGUGGGGAGAGUAGUGAGGAGGAAGACGAGGAUGAGUACAUGCAUGAUCCGUUGCUGGCGGUGUUGAUGACGAAGGACAAGGGGAUGGCGAGGGAUCUGGUGAGUGUGAGGAGGGGAAGGGCGAAGACGAGGGCGGCGGCGGGAUUUGAGCAGAGUCCGAGGAAUGUUGAGAGGAGGAGGGAUCUGGUGGGUGAAAGGGAGACAUCACCGCCGCGGUUUGAUCUGGCUAAGGCACGAAGGCCAGCGGGUGGAGAGGCUGCCAAGCAAGAGAGGUACAGACAGGAACCGCCAAGGCAGGAAGCGCCUUCGUCGGACGAUGAUGAAGACGGUCUCGAUGCUCCACCAGUCCGUACAGCUCGGCCUACGUACGCAAAGGCGGACAAGCGGCGGGCUGAAUCCGCUGCCCCUGGUACGGCCUCUAAGGACACGAACGGCGUCAAGCGCGAAGAUCGCAAGGAGAGCGAGUCGGUCUUCAAGCAGUUUGCCAGGCCCAAGGCGGAGUCAUCGCGAAUCGCGCCUCCGACCUCACGCCGCCGGCAUGAGCAAGCCGCUGCCGCUUCUAAGCUCACCAAGACACCCGGCAUGUUCGGAGAGACCGACAAGAACUCUGGCACUAAGAGUGCUGUCUCUGACGACGCUGCGACUCACUACGCCAAGUACAAGGCCGACAAGGAGAAGAAACAGCAGGAGCAGAAGCGCAAGGCCAAAGCAGCGGACGAGAUUCCCACGUUCCUCUUCUAG